AUGGCUGCCAGUGCGAGAGGGCUGCAAAUGAUCGUGAUCGUUUCGGUCUUGGUCGCUCUUUGUGUUAUAUGUGUGGCGUUGCGCGUAGUGGCGCGUUUACGCCGGAGAGUUGGCUUCGGUGUCGAUGACUACCUGAGCAUCUUAUCAAUGGUGCUAAUGCUUGCCAUGCUGGUUGAACUGAUUCUAUGGUGUACAAUUGGAGGAAAUGGCGCUCAUGUCAAGGCGUUGGAUAACGAAACAAUCCAGAACUAUUAUAAGAUCUUCCUCUCCAACCAAUUCACAUAUUUCGUGCUAUGCCCCGCAAUCAAGAUCUCUAUCAUCUGCUUCUACCGCCGAGUCUUCACCACACCCAAAUUUCAACAAUUCACCUUCGGCCUGAACUGCCUCAUUGCCGCCUGGGGAGCCGGAAUUUUCUUUGCUUGCGCAGGACAAUGCCGCCCCCUAAAAGCAUACUGGGAUAAAAGCAUCGACGGACACUGCUUCGACGCCAACCUCUUCUUCAUCGUCAACCAAGCCUUCAACGUCCUCAUGGAUUUCAUCAUCCUCUUUCUCCCCGUCCCGAUGAUCUGGGGCCUCCACCGAGCUUGGCAAGAUAAACUCGCCCUAAACGGCGUCUUCGCAAUUGGAGCCUUCGUCUGCUUUGCCAGUAUCUAUCGCAUCGUGGUCUUGUUUUGGAUCAGCCCUAUCGACCCAACAUACACAGUCUACCAAGCAACAUUAUGGACACACAUCGAACCUUCAGUUGGACUGAUCUGUUCUUGUCUACCCAUCGUCCGUGGCUUGUUCCCGGCGUUCAGCUUGAAGAACCGGUCUAACCGCAGCAAUGCUCCAUACUAUAUUAAUACGGAUAUCAGCAACUCACAUGUCUUGUCCAAGUCGAGUCCUCUUUCGCCAGACCCGGAGUACUUGAAGAUGCAGUCUGCCAUCUAUAGUGGGAGUCAGCCUGGGAAGAGGGACUAUUUGGGUGAUGAGCUUGGGAUUAAGGUCCAGACUGAUAUUGCUAUCCACCCUGACAAUGACUCGACUACGGCGUUGAAGCCGCAUAGUUGA
This is a messenger RNA of Penicillium longicatenatum, 1050 nucleotides long. RefSeq lists its product as uncharacterized. The record is from RefSeq and is a predicted model, not a curated record. NCBI's taxonomy places the organism in Eukaryota, Fungi, Ascomycota, Eurotiomycetes, Eurotiales, Aspergillaceae. The transcript has 3 exons. Bases 1 to 1050 code for a protein of 349 amino acids.